AUGGCACCGAAAACCAGCGGAAAGGCGGCCAAUAAGUUCGGCAAGGCUCAUAAAGUAAUCGUUAAGGGCGAGAAGAAGAAGAGGAGGCAACGCAGGAAGGAAAGCUAUGCCAUCUACAUCUUCAAGGUGUUGAAGCAGGUCCACCCGGACACUGGAGUCUCGUCGAAAGCCAUGAGCAUCAUGAACAGCUUCGUCAAUGACAUCUUCGAACGUAUUGCUGCUGAAUCGUCCCGUCUGGCUCAAUACAACAAACGCUUGACGAUCACCUCCCGCGAAAUCCAAACUGCUGUCCGUUUGCUGCUGCCGGGUGAGUUGGCCAAGCACGCUGUCUCUCAAGGAACCAAGGCCGUCACCAAGUACACUAACUCCAAGUAA
Molecule: messenger RNA, 375 nt
Organism: Ochlerotatus camptorhynchus
Lineage: Eukaryota; Metazoa; Arthropoda; Insecta; Diptera; Culicidae
Product: histone H2B-like
Exons: 1
Coding region: 1-375 (124 amino acids)
Cellular component (GO): nucleosome
Molecular function (GO): DNA binding; structural constituent of chromatin; protein heterodimerization activity
Source: RefSeq, a predicted model, not a curated record